AUGGGGACCCCCGGGCGUUUGUCCCUCAGGCUCUGCUGGGCGCACCUGCGACGCUUGGAGCCCCGGCGGGUUCCCCCGACGUCCCCGGUGUGUCCCCACAAACUCGGCUGGCUUCUGCUGGGCACGUUGCCCAAACUCAUCUCAGCCUACGGGGACGUGGGCCAGCGGGUCCCCGAGAGCCUGUGUCAGCGAAGGGCGGCCGUCUGGGACGACCCUGCUGAGCUGGGGCGCGUGAAACUGGUCCCCUGGAUGGGGCGCGGCCUCCUCCUGCACCUGCAACUCUGGCUGCGCGCGGGCGCGCUCCUGGCGAGGUUCCUCCCGCUCCUCCUGCUGUACCCCCUCACCUACCUGGGACCUGCCAUGGCCUCCUUCUGGCUCCACCUGCUGCUGAGGGCCACGGAGGGCUGCGGCCCCACUUACAUCAAGCUGGGCCAGUGGGCCAGCACCCGGCGGGACCUGUUCUCCGAGGCCUUUUGCGGAGUCUUCUCCAGGCUGCAUGGCCGCGUGAGGCCCCACCGGUGGGCGCACACUCGCCGCGCCCUCCAGCAGGCCUUUGGGGAGAACUGGGACCAGGUGCUGUGCUUCGACAGCCUGGAGCCCGUGGGCUCCGGCUGCGUGGCCCAAGUGUACAAGGCCCACGCCAACGCUGCCUUCCUGGACGAGGACAGCCUCCGGACCCUCGUCUCCACCACCAUCCUGUGGUCCUCCUCUGGACACCCUGGAAAGGGCGUGAAGCUAGAGAGAAGCCUUGAUGGCCGGUCAUUUCUAGAAACCCUGCUCCUCUCCAAAGCAUCCAUGGUGGCGAUGCCCACGUCUCACCCUGCCCACCGACCUGAGCCAGGCCCCCUCAUCCCAGUGGCAGUGAAAGUCUUGCACCCUGGUCUGCUUGCUCAGGUGCACAUGGACCUGAUGCUGGUAAAGAUUGGCAGUCGACUCCUUGGGCUUUUGCCGGGAAUCAAAUGGCUGAGUUUGUCAGAGGUUGUGGACGAGUUUGAGAAGCUCAUGGUGCAACAGGUCGACCUGCGCUACGAAGCUCAGAACCUGGAGCACUUCCAGCGUAACUUCUGGAACGUGGCUGCGGUCAGGUUCCCCACACCGCUGCGCCCCUUCAUCUCCAGGGACAUCUUGGUGGAGACAUACGAAGAGAGCGUGCUCGUGUCCCACUACCAGCAGGCGGAGGUUCCCCAGGAGCUGAAGAGGCAGAUUGCACAGCUGGGAAUCCAGAUGCUUCUGAAGAUGAUAUUCGUGGACAACUUUGUCCAUGGGGACCUACACCCUGGGAACAUCCUGGUGCAAGGUGCUGACGCUCUGUCAAGGGAGCAGCUGUCGGGGCCGCAGAAGGUGGAGGUUGCGCCCCUUGGCCCCCAGCCCCUACGGCUGGUGCUGCUGGACGCUGGCAUCGUGGCUGAGAUGCAGCCCAGUGACCUGAACAACUUCCGGGCUGUCUUCUUGGCCGUGCUGCUGGGGCAGGGCCAGCGAGUGGCUGAGCUCAUCCUGCACCACGCCCGGGACAGCAAAUGCAGGGACGUGGAGGCCUUCAAGGAGGAGAUGGCCACACUGGUGAGCCAGGCCAGGAGGAACGCUGUCACACUGGAGAAGCUUCAAGUUUCCACCCUUCUCUCUAGUGUCUUCAAGUUACUGAUGAAACACCAGGUGAAGCUCGAGAGUAACUUUGCCUCCAUUGUGUUUGCAACCAUGGUGUUAGAGGGGCUUGGUCGCUCACUGGACCCUAAGCUGGACUUACUGGAAGCAGCGAGGCCCUUUCUUCUUGGGGGACUAGUGUCCUUCACCUAA
Elephantulus edwardii (Cape elephant shrew) is the source of this 1794-nucleotide messenger RNA. RefSeq names its product aarF domain containing kinase 2 (gene ADCK2). NCBI's taxonomy places the organism in Eukaryota, Metazoa, Chordata, Mammalia, Macroscelidea, Macroscelididae. The coding region runs from base 1 to 1794 and encodes 597 amino acids. The transcript has 8 exons. Gene Ontology annotation, cellular component: mitochondrion. The record is from RefSeq and is a predicted model, not a curated record.